Recurvomyces mirabilis is the source of this 321-nucleotide messenger RNA. RefSeq lists its product as uncharacterized. NCBI's taxonomy places the organism in Eukaryota, Fungi, Ascomycota, Dothideomycetes, Mycosphaerellales, Teratosphaeriaceae. The transcript is spliced from 2 exons. Bases 1 to 321 code for a protein of 106 amino acids. The record is from RefSeq and is a predicted model, not a curated record.
AUGAGAUUCAAGCAUCCGCUGACUUAUGCCCAAGAAUACAUCUACCGCUACAAUGCCGACGAAGAUAAAAUCAGCACCUGGUUCGUCAAAGAAGAUACGAAGCAAGUCGACGGCAAGGAGGAGAUUGACUACUUAUUUCACGACAUCGAUACCGAACGUGUCGGUCCCGCGGUAGUGUGUCGUGGGGAGCACUUAUGCUCUACUGACGUGGAUCUCAGCUACUAUGAAUUCCGCCUGCCCAAAUCUGCUGGUGAAGGCCAGAAGAUGGAUGUCUUUGGCGUGAAGUACAAGGUGAAAGGGCCACAGAAGGACUACACGUAA